Python bivittatus (Burmese python) is the source of this 6135-nucleotide messenger RNA. RefSeq names its product MCF.2 cell line derived transforming sequence like (gene MCF2L). NCBI's taxonomy places the organism in Eukaryota, Metazoa, Chordata, Lepidosauria, Squamata, Pythonidae. Gene Ontology annotation, biological process: intracellular signal transduction; positive regulation of Rho protein signal transduction. Gene Ontology annotation, cellular component: cytoplasm. The record is from RefSeq and is a predicted model, not a curated record. Gene Ontology annotation, molecular function: guanyl-nucleotide exchange factor activity; protein binding.
UUUGAGGAAAAGUCCAUUUCAGCUUUGAAGAGCUCCGAAGCAGCGUAUUUCUUACUGGAUGGGCUGAAGGAACAAUUAAUGCUUGUUAUAGGGAGAGUUCAUAAACCUUGAUUUUGAACACUGGUAGCUUUCUCCGCCUUGCUGAAAUCAGCAACCUAGAACCAACCUUGAGGGAAAACGAAAUAUUUGACAGUCAAACCUAGGAUUUGAAACUUUUGGAGUUUUCAGUGAAAUAUUUCUGUCUCAUUAAAUGCUGAUUUGUGAAUAUUCGAAGAGGACCUUAACGUGUUCUUCUGUACGGACGCCUGUUGCUUGGCAAUUCAGAGAAUAUUCCAGGGCAAUUAGAAGGAAGUUACAAGUAUGCAGAGUAAUAGAAGUAGCUUAGAAAUGAAAGAAAAUGCUCAAAUACUAUGAGAAGAUAUGUGGUAAAGAGAGAGACUAUACUCUUGGAUGCAACUUCACUCAGAGAUUCUAAUUAAAAACACCUCUGGAUCAAGUGUGUGUCUUGAAGAAACAGCUGUUAGAGAAGCAGUGGAUGUGUUCUGUGCAUCAAGAAAGUAAUGUGCUUUGAAAUUUGCGCAGCAAAGUAUACUGUAAGCUCUUCAAGAAACUCAAUGCUGUUCUUAAUGAAAUAAAUGUGAUUUAACUUUAUCUUCUAAUGUUGCAGUGUUUGGUAACUUUAAAAAAGACUCCCUUUUAAUUAGCAUUGGAGUAUCAACUGCAAUCAAAGCUUCAAGAGAAAGAUUGUAUAGGUUUUCAUUCUAGGAAACUUUAAAAGUUAAUGUGACAACAGCACCAUGUCACAACGUGGAUAUUCAAGAGAUGGACAAGAAAACCAUCACCAGAUGCUUCACAGAGUUAGUAAUUUCCGUCACAGGCUUACCUCAGCCGUACAGCGAUCUCUUACAAAAAGGCAUGGAAGAAAUUACCCUUGCCACGUGCGGUCGGAUGAAAUCAUGCAUCAGGAUAUUGUUCCCCUCUGUGCUGAAGAUAUUGAAGACCAGCUAAGAAAAAAGUUUGCAUAUCUUUCAGGCGGGCGAGGAAGAGAUGGCUGUCCUGUCAUCACUUUUCCCGAAUAUUCCACAUUCAGUGAAAUUCCAGAAAAGGAGUUUCAAAGUGUUUUGACAUAUCUCACUAAUAUUCCCAGUUCACAAGAUGCUGGAAUUGGAUUUAUCCUUGUCAUAGACCGCAGGCAAGACAAAUGGACAUCAGUGCACGCCUCUAUACUGCGAAUUGCGACAUCAUUUCCAGGAAAUUUGCAGCUAGUUCUGGUUUUGCGUCCAACUGGUUUCUUUCACAGAACUCUCUUCGACAUUACAUUCAAAUUUCAUAGAGAUGACUAUAAAAUGAAGCUACCGAUCAUAAUGCUAAGCUCACUAACAGAAUUAAAUAGCUACAUUGAUAGAGCCCAGCUAACUGAAGAUCUUGGGGGUUCCCUAGAUUACUGCCAUAAUAGGUGGCUUGCACAGCGCACUGCUAUAGAGAGCUUUGCUCAAAUGGUUAAGCAGACAGCUCAAACACUUCAAUCCUUUGGAAAUGAACUUGCAGAAACAGAGCUGCCAAAUGACGCUCAGUCCACCAGCCACCUCCUUGCAACACAUACAGACAGCAGAGACAAAAUGAAGGAAGAUUUGAAAAUAGCAUUAAGGCAAGGUCAUGAUAUUCUCCACAGUAUUCAAAAACCAGUCCUUGAAAACCCAGAGUACAAAAUGAAUCCGGAUCAAACAGAAAAUCAGAUUACGGUGGAAAGGCUUUUAUCUCAGCUAGAUGAGACAGAAGCAGCCUUUGAUGACUUUUGGUCUAAACAUCAGCAGAAGCUUGAGCAAUGCUUACAACUGAGACAUUUCGAACUAGAUUUCAAAGAGGUCAAAACAGCACUUGAUAGUGUGUCUGAGAAAUUAUUUCAUUUCACAGAAGUGGGAAACAGCAGUUCACAUGUAGAGCACCUUCUGAAAGAUCUUGCCAGUUUUGAAGAAAAAUCACAAGAAGUUUUGGAAAAAGCCAGCAUACUAAUUUCUAAAGGUGACCAGUUUAUAGAAAACAAGCAUUAUGCUGUGGACUCUAUUCUUCCAAAGUGCAGUGAACUCCAACAUCACUAUGAAACAAUUAUUUCAGAAGUCGAUAAAAAAAGAGCUCUCCUGAACCAUUCAUUUGAAUUACAUAGAUGGUUGGAAAAGUGCAUGAAGUGGUGUGAUGAUGGAAUUUACCUGCUGGCUUCUCAACCUGUAGACAAAUGCCAGUCGCAGGAUGGAGCAGAAUCAGCUCUGCAGGAGAUUGAGACAUUUUUGGAGAUGGGUGGUGAUAAUAAACUCAGGGAACCAAAUUACUUGUCCAAAGAAUUUGAAGCUAUCCUCACCGAGGAAUUAAUGGAACAUGUACAAAAGGUUUUUCAGAAACAGAAAAGUAUGGAAGAAAUGUUUCAAAAGAGGCAGAUCAGUCUUAAGAAACUGGCAGCUAGGCAGACACGCCCUGUUCAGCCAGUAGCACCUAGACCAGAGGGAUAUCUAAAAUCACCUUAUCCAGGCCUUCAAAUAGAGUCUGAAGAUUCAUCCAGCCCUGAUAAUCAUGCAAUAAGGAGAGUGAACUUUGGAAAAAUCAAGAGUGAGAUAAGUGAAAUCCAGCAAUCUAGAAGUGUAUCCAUGACAGAUGAUGAAGAAAAUCUAGCAGUGUUACGCAAACAUGUUAUGAAUGAACUUCUUGAAACUGAACGAGCUUAUGUGGAAAAACUUCUCUGUGUUCUUGAGGGCUAUGCGGCAGAAAUGGACAACCCCUUAAUGGCACAUCUCAUUUCACCUGGGCUACAAAAUAAGAAAGAUGUUUUGUUUGGAAAUAUGGAAGAAAUCUAUCACUUUCACAACAGAAUAUUCUUGAAAGAAAUAGAAGAUUACAUAGAAUACCCUCAACUAAUAGGACGUUGUUUUCUUGAACGGAUGAAAGACUUUAAAAUUUAUGAAAAAUAUUGUCAAAAUAAACCUCGAUCAGAAAGUCUUUGGAGGCAGUGUUCAGAUUCACCAUUCUUCCAGGAGUGUCAACGAAAACUUGAUCACAAGUUGAGUUUGGAUUCCUACUUACUAAAGCCUAUUCAAAGAAUAACCAAAUAUCAACUGUUGCUAAAGGAAAUGUUAAAGUACAGUAAAAAUUGUGAAGGUGCUGAAGAUCUCCAAGUGGCCCUGACAUCGAUAUUGGGAAUUCUUAAAGCAGUUAAUGAUUCCAUGCAUCAAAUUGCAAUCACUGGCUAUGAGGGGAACCUGAAUGAACUGGGCAAACUUUUAAUGCAAGGAUCCUUCAAUGUCUGGAUCGAUCAUAAAAAGGGCCACUCAAAAGUGAAAGAUUUGGCCCGGUUUAAGCCAAUGCAAAGACACCUCUUCCUCCAUGAGAAAGCGAUUUUAUUCUGCAAAAAGAGAGAAGAAAAUGGAGAAGGAUAUGAAAAAGCACCCUCAUACAGCUUUAAGCAUUCUUUAAAUAUGACUGCAGUUGGAAUAACGGAAAAUGUGAAAGGCGAUAUUAAAAAAUUUGAAAUUUGGUAUAAUGCAAGGGAAGAAGUUUACAUAAUACAGGCUACAACUCCUGAAGUCAAAUCUACCUGGGUAAAUGAAAUUAGGAAGGUAUUGACCAGCCAAUUACAGGCUUGCAGGCAGGCUAGCCAGCACAAAGCUCUUGAACAAACUCAGAGCUUACCUCUGUCUCUCUCAGCUAAUACCAGCCCUUUAAGAAAUGAGAGAAGGCACUUGAGAAAACAGGAAGUGAGAAAUGCAGAUUCUGUAAGCCCAGAUGGUUGUGUUGUGUCAGCAGCAUCAAAGAAUCCUGAAAAAAGCAAAGGAUGGUCCAAAACAUCUCAAUCUCUUGAUGCUUCUGAAGAAAAUGAUGGUUGGUCUAGUGCAGAAGAUCCACUUAAUUCAUCAGAUGCAGAAGAAGAGGGAAAGGGAGAAAAGAAAUUGAUUCCUGGUAAAUACUCUGUUGUGUCCAGUUACGAUAAAGGCAACUCAAAUGGUCUGAUCCUGAACAGUGGAGAGUUAGUUCAGCUGAUCCAUGAAGGAGCAGAUGGUCUUUGGUACCUGAGGAAUCUGAGCACGAACAAAGAAGGUUGGGUCCCCAUCAACAUUUUGCUGCCAUUACUUGGUAACUCCAAAUCUGCUCUCUCUCUCAGCAGCUCAGAGUCUGUAGCCGGUUCAAGUACGCUGAGUUCAUCUUCAAGUUACAGUGAAAGUUGCAACAUCAGUAGCACCAGCUUCUCAGAUACUAAAGGUUAAAUUAAAAGCUCCAUCACAACUCUUCUGAAGAUUUAAAACUGCCAAUGCAAAGAUGAGAUUUUAAAGAAGUAAAGAAGCAUCAUAAUGGCUCACCUCUCAGUUGCUCCUCUUGUGUUUAAUGAUGGUUUAGUGAGCAUUCUUGAAGAAACUGAAUACAUUGGUAAUGGAUUAGUGGAAAUAACACUUGUGGAAGCUGCAUUACAGAGACUUAUCACUCUUCCAGAAUAAAAUGGACCUUGUCGUGGAUAACUUGGGAAGAAUAUUACAAAGCAGCCAGUAGUUUCCAUUGUGUAAAUCUGACUAGUUAAAACAAUAAUUAUUCAAUGAAUACAGUAUGUAGAAAACAACAACUGAAAAACUUGAUCCUCAUAAAUAAAUGAAUAAAAGCCAUUUGGGGUCAAAAUAUAAUGUGCAGGAAAUCACAGCAUUGGGUAUUUGCUAUUUGAUGUAGUAAUUAUUUUCUGACUUCAUUUUCUGUGGCAUUUCCAUUUGCCAUGGUAAAAAAUGAUAAUAAUCGGAGGUAUUUUUAGCACUGAACCAAAUUUUAUGACCAAUUAUAAUUAUUUAUGGAAUUAGGACCAUUUAGUAGUUAUUUGGUCAUACAAAUCUUACUUUGUAAACAAUGGAGUAAAAACACUGAAAUCCAUUUUGUAUUACUUCAGAUGAUACCACAAUACAAAAUUGUCUUCUGCCCUUGCAGUUAGGCCGAAAGCUGUUCAAUGAAAAAUUUCUAAUUCUCUGUAUGACUGAAACCCCAUUGCUGCUUAAAGUUUAUUGUAAAAUUAAAGGCACCACACAACAUGAAAAAAACCUGUUAUAAUUUUUUUAAAAAAAGAAAUUCUUAAGUAUUUUACUUCCUUUGUGUGAAAUAGAGUAAGUAAUAUUGUACAAACAAUUUCUUCUAAGAAAAUGGUUUCUAAAUCUGUCUUGCCAAAGGAAGAACUACUUAAAACCCACAUUUAAACCAUGCUGGAUUCACCAAUACAUCUGAAUUAAUUUACAGCUCAUGCUGGUGUUUUGUGGAAAUCACUGUUUGACUUUCAGCAUUUAUGAAAGCAGUGGAACUCGAACAGGUUUGUUUGGAUUUUGGCUCUGGAAAUAUAACCGCUUCUCAUUGCUGGUUGUUCUAAAUGCCAGAAUAGUUCUGGGCCAAAGUUGCCAUCAGCUGCAACUGACUCUGGUCAGUACCCCAAGAUACUAUUUUUGUAUGUCUGUUUAUAUAUGUGUGUUAUGUAUUAAUGUAAAAAUAUGUAUUUAUACUCUUCCAGCUCCUAGAGAUGCCUUUGCAUUUCAGUUUUUUAAAAGGCAGCAAUGUGUAGCCUUUCCAAGGUGUUCUUAAUACACUUUCAGCAUAAAACGAUCUUUCUCUCUCUGAACCUUCUCGGAAAACAGGACUGUACCAGCCAAGUCACUAUUGGUUCUGUUCUGCUAAUCUACUAGCAAUAUUCUUUAUAACUUAUUUUGUAAAUAUGGGUGUUACAACAAGAGAAAAAGAAACUCUUUUAUUCACAACAGAAGGAAGGAUGUCAUGCUGAUGUACAUACAUAGGGCUUAUCACUUCCUCCAUCUGCCAGUGGCUUCAGCUUGGGAAAGUUGCAAAACAAUAAGUGACUUUUUAACAUGACAUGUAUAAAAUGGCUGGUUAUCUUUGGCUUCUGUAAAGAGCUACUGCAGGGAAGUAAAACUCUGCAGAAGGCUCUCCUAUCAAAUCCUGACUCUGUUUACUUUAUACUUGCCAGUGUCAUUUCAUGUGGUUGUACAUGUAUCAUUGCACUUUAAUCUAUAGCCAACGUUUCAAUUUUCUACUGCUGAUGUAAAUUACUACUACAGAAUCUAGUAUCCUUAUUGUAUGUAUGAAACGUUGAAUAAAUUUAAGCAUUACUUG